AUGCAGUGCCAGUCAAGCGCACUGAGGUCACCGAGCUGUGGAGGAAGAAGGCAACUAAUUGCAACGCAACGGCGCAGCAGCGGCACCGCUAUUCAGCGAAUCGCCUUGCUGCUGCUGCUGCUACUACAACUGCAGUUGCGACAAGUGACGGAACGAGCAGCGUUUGGUGCGGGGCCAGAAUCGGUGCGCCUGCGCCCAGAGAGAGAUCGAAGCGGUACGCGCAGAGCAGCUCGUCGAAUUUAG
Molecule: messenger RNA, 243 nt
Organism: Gongylonema pulchrum
Lineage: Eukaryota; Metazoa; Nematoda; Chromadorea; Rhabditida; Gongylonematidae
Source: the annotation of a GenBank genome assembly